CGCAACACCCAACUCAAGCCGAUAGUCACAAGAAGCAUAUCCCAGUAUUAGCCAAGCGACUGGUUCCUGUUAUAGUUUACCAUGUCAUCCCCAGCGCCAAGGCUGCAGGACGCGCCUGAUGAUGAUUUGGACAACCUGUUCAACUACGAUGCCUCAAUGGACGACGCCUUCAGAGACUUAGAUCAACCGGGAGUCAGCGAGGAACGCUCAGGACAACAAAACAAGGAGAACACAGCAGGGCUUGGUAUUGAUGAGGAAGUCAAAGUAGCGAAGAAAAGGCAGCCGGCGCCUAAGUUGGAUGAAUCACGAUUAUUGUCUGCGGCUGGCAUACCGAAGCUGCGAAAAAUAUCAAAGGAAAGGUUGAGAUUCAAAGGCAAAGGUCACGAAUUCUCAGAUGUUGUACGGCUCUUGAACAUGUAUCAGUUGUGGCUCGAUGAUCUCUACCCUAGAGCAAAGUUCGCAGACGGAUUGGCCAUCAUCGAAAAGCUGGGCCACACGAAGCGCAUUCAGAUAAUGAGGAAGGAAUGGAUCAAUGAAGGGAAGCCGAAGCCAACUGUCGAGGAGGAAUUCGAAGCACCCACUCCGGAAGAGCCGGUCGAGUCAGUAGAGGACAUUCAGGAUAAGUCUCAGGGAGGCGAGCCGGACGGGGACACCGAAAUGCCCCAGGAGUUGUCCGCCCCCGAACACACCGCCCCCGAAGACUCCGCCUCACCGAGUCGGCAAUAUAAUAUACCUGAGGAAGAUGACUUGGAGGCGUUGUUAGCCGAAGAGGAGAUGAGCGGUGGGCCCGCAAAGGAUUCUCCGUCCGGAGCAGGAUCGAUGCUCGAGCGUUCGAAACCCCUGCAAGGGCAGGAUGAUGAAUUCGCGGAUGAGAUGGAGGCCAUGGAAGGCCUGGAGGACUUUUAGCUCCCGAGCUCGUUUCAUAAUGCAUAGCGAGACGGCGUUCAGGUCAUUGCGGAGCUCGGGCUUUCGGAACACAGUAUCAGACUAUCUUC
This is a messenger RNA of Aplosporella prunicola CBS 121167, 995 nucleotides long. RefSeq lists its product as uncharacterized. The record is from RefSeq and is a predicted model, not a curated record. The coding region runs from base 82 to 906 and encodes 274 amino acids. Gene Ontology annotation, molecular function: DNA binding. Lineage: Eukaryota; Fungi; Ascomycota; Dothideomycetes; Botryosphaeriales; Aplosporellaceae. Gene Ontology annotation, cellular component: replication fork protection complex; nucleus. Gene Ontology annotation, biological process: DNA damage response; replication fork arrest; DNA replication checkpoint signaling. The transcript is spliced from 3 exons.